Molecule: messenger RNA, 1434 nt
Organism: Adineta steineri
Lineage: Eukaryota; Metazoa; Rotifera; Eurotatoria; Adinetida; Adinetidae
Source: the annotation of a GenBank genome assembly
AUGUCAACAACGUCAGCUACUAAUAAUACAUUACCACAAUUAUCAUCGAUAUCCAAUGAUGAAUCUGCUGAUGUAUUAGAAAAUGGAACGGGACUAUCAAAUCAUUCAAGAACAAGAUCAAGAAAUGAAAACAUAGGAGUAACAUGGAUAGAUUUAUUUCUUAAAUGUGAUCAAAAAUUUUCGGGUAGUUUACUUCAUAUAUGUUAUCGUAUUAUUGAUGUAAUACUUCUUUGUACUGGUCUUUCAUCGGGAUACGCAACAUGUCAUAUAUCAAAUAAUUUAACUUCAACAUCAUUAUGUUUAUUAAUAUUUUAUUUUAUUGAUUUUUUAAUAAUAAUUACGAAUUUAUGUCGUUGUACAAUGCCAAGUCAUCAUCAAUUAACUGAAGAAGAAAAAUCCGAACGAUUUCGACGUGUUACAGCUUUACGUGGAUUUUUUCUUUUCUUUAAAUUAAUACCUGCAUUUUUUGGAGCAGGUUACGUCUUAACAGUUAAAAUGCCAUUAGAUAAUGAAUGUCAAUUAAUGCGUUUUUGUCUUGGUGUUGUUUGUAUAAGUACAAUAUUAGUUAUAAUUAUGCCACCAACAAAACCAGUUAUGCCACAACGACGUUCAUUCAUUAUGGAAUGUUUUAUUCUUUCAUUUAUUUUAAUUGUUAAUGGCGCAUAUUUUUUAUCAACAGCAUUAUCUAUGAAAAAUGUUCAACAAUCAUCAUGUAUAUAUCAAACGAGAAAAGAUUUAUAUUUAGGUGCACCUUUAAAAUCUUAUGCAUAUAUUGGUUUAUUAUUAUUUAGUUGUACAACAACAAUUCAUAUAAUUAGUAUGUUAAUAAGUCAAAUAUGUAAUCGUCUAAGAAAUGGUCGACGUUUAUAUACAUAUUAUUAUGCUUUACAAUAUACAUUAAAUUAUUUUGGUGCACUUAUGGUUAUUUAUUAUUUAUCAGUUGGAGCUUUAUUUUUAUUACGCCCACGUUCGGGACAACCAUGUCGAGAAGAUGCACCGGGAUUAUUUCGAACAUUACUAGUAUGGGAAUGGAUACGAGUUUUAUCUCCAUUAGUAGCAGUGCCACUAGUCUUAAUACUUUGUUGUUUGGGAGUGUUCUUUGGAUUUAUUUUAAGUUAUUGUUUACCAGCAUCGGUUACUGUUCCACUUCUUGAAGUAAUUCGAAACUGGUUAUCAGCUGCUCCUGUAAAUAUUAAUAGAGAGCCUCCAGCUACACGAGCAACACUUUCUGCAUUACCAGUUGUUCAAUUUGGUCAAGAACCUGAUCAGUUUAAUCAAACUGAAUGUGCAAUCUGUCGAGCAAAUUUCGAAGCUGAUGAACCACUAAAAAAACUUGAAUGUGCACAUUUAUUUCAUUCAGAAUGUGUGGAUACUUGGUUAUCAGUUACAGGUAUAUGUCCUAUAUGUCGUCAUCGAAUGUCAUCAAUACAUUAA